This is a messenger RNA of Anguilla rostrata (American eel), 8036 nucleotides long. RefSeq names its product protein tyrosine phosphatase receptor type Fb (gene ptprfb). The coding region runs from base 462 to 6266 and encodes 1934 amino acids. The transcript has 36 exons. The record is from RefSeq and is a predicted model, not a curated record. Gene Ontology annotation, cellular component: signaling receptor complex. NCBI's taxonomy places the organism in Eukaryota, Metazoa, Chordata, Actinopteri, Anguilliformes, Anguillidae. Gene Ontology annotation, molecular function: protein binding; protein tyrosine phosphatase activity. Gene Ontology annotation, biological process: peptidyl-tyrosine dephosphorylation involved in inactivation of protein kinase activity.
CCCAGUCCUGCCGAGCUCAGCGAGUGAAGCAGCCCCGUCUCAGGAGAGACUCUCAGACCAGAUCAGCCCCCUGCAGCCUGCAAGUGGGGCUCCAAGUGUGGGAACAGGGAACAGCCAAAACCGAACCGUCCGCUAGCGAUGGAGUAAAAAAAGAGCAGGGGAACGCGUGAUCCUCCUCCUCCUCUCUUCCACCUGAGCGCAUUCCGGUCUGACUUACUGCCGGACUCUGAGACACAAGCCUGAAGGAUUUUGAUGUUGUGAACACGCUUGUUGGAAAUAGCUGCGAGGGUGCAUUGUUACAGGAAGGUUGAGGACAAGUGUUUUGCCUGGGAUUUCUCUUUUUUGGUAUCUGUCUGGCUUUUGGAAUUUUACUGAUAUUGGUGCCAGUCUACGAUCCUGUGAGUGCGGAGGAGUCGAGCAGGAGCGCGAGGACCCGAGGGGGAUCAGUGCCAACCCGGAACAUGGUGCCUAAUCACCGCCUGUCUGUGCCCCGCCUCCCCACAGGGGCGGCCCUGCUGCUGCUGCUGCUGGCCUGUGUGGUGACAUCCUCCUACGCAGACAGCUUGCCCAACUUCAUAAAGUCCCCCGAGGACCAGACGGGGAUUUCGGGAGGGGUGGCCUCGUUCGUGUGCCAGGCGGGCGGGGAGCCCAAGCCCAGGAUCACGUGGAUGAAGAAGGGGAAGAAAGUCAGCUCGCAGCGCUUCGAGGUGAUCGAGUUUGACGACGGGUCAGGGUCCGUGCUGCGCAUCCAGCCCCUGCGCACGCACCGGGACGAGGCCAUCUACGAGUGCACCGCCACCAACAGCAUGGGCGAGAUCAACACCAGCGCCAAGCUCACCGUCCUGGAAGAGAACCAGGUCCCUCACGGGUUCCCCACCAUCGACAUGGGCCCCCAGCUGAAGGUGGUGGAGAAGACGCGCACGGCCACCAUGCUGUGCGCCGCCAGCGGGAACCCCGACCCCGAGAUCUCCUGGUUCAAGGACUUCCUGCCCGUGGACAUCAGCACCAGCAACGGGCGCAUCAAGCAGCUGCGAUCAGGUGGUACACCAAUCAGAGGAGCGCUGCAGAUCGAGAACAGCGAGGAGUCCGACCAGGGGAAGUACGAGUGCGUGGCCAUGAACAGCGCCGGGACCCGCUACUCCGCCCCCGCUAACCUCUACGUGCGAGAUCAGCGCGAAGUCCGCCGGGUGCCUCCCCGAUUCUCCAUCCCGCCCACCAACCACGAGGUGAUGCCGGGGGGCAGCGUCAACCUCACCUGCGUGGCGGUGGGGGCGCCCAUGCCCUACGUCAAGUGGAUGGCGGGCCUGGUGGAGCUGACCAAGGAGGACGAGAUGCCCGUGGGCCGCAACGUGCUGGAGCUGACCAGCAUUCGCGAGUCCGCCAACUACACCUGCGUGGCCAUCUCCUCGCUGGGCAUGAUCGAGUCCACCGCCCAGAUCACCGUCAAAGCCUUGCCCAAGCCCCCGGCCUCCCUGAUGGUGACGGAGACCACCGCCACCAGCGUGACGCUGACCUGGGACUCGGGGAACCCGGAGCCCGUGUCGUACUACGUGAUCCAGUACCGGGCCAAGGCCUCGGAGAACGGCUUCCAGGAGGUGGACGGCGUGGCCACCACGCGCUACAGCAUCGGCGGCCUCAGCCCCUACUCGGAGUACGAGUUCCGCGUGAUGGCGGUCAACAACAUCGGGCGGGGCCCGCCCAGUGACGCGGUGGAGGCGCGCACGGGCGAGCAGGCGCCCUCCUCGCCGCCGCUGCACGUGCAGGCGCGCAUGCUCAGCGGCAGCACCAUGCUGGUGCAGUGGGAGCCGCCCGAGGAGCCCAACGGCCAGAUCCGCGGCUACCGCGUCUACUACACCACCAGCCACCAGGCCCGCGUGCACACCUGGCAGGUGCACAACACCGACGACAGCCGCCUCACCACCAUCUCCGGCCUGGUGCCCGACACCACCUACAGCAUCCGCGUGCUGGGCUUCACCUCCGUGGGGGACGGCCCGCUCUCCGACGUGCUGCAGGUCAAGACCCAGCAGGGGGUCCCCGCCCAGCCGUCCAGCUUCGAGGCGGAGGCGGAGCUGGACACCCGCAUCAUGCUGACCUGGCUGUGGCCCGUCCAGGACCCCAUCACCAAGUACGAGCUCAUGUACUGGGAGGCCAAUUCAGACAACAAGAUCCAAGUCACCUUCAACCCCGCCGGCUCCUAUGCCGUGGAAGGCCUGAAGCCCGACACGCUGUACAAGUUCUCCCUGGCGGCCCGCUCCGAAAUGGGCCUGGGGGUGUACACCCAGCCCAUCGAGGCCAGGACCGCACAGUCCACCCCCUCGGCCCCCCCGCAGGACGUGCACCUGGUCAGCCUGAGCUCCACCAGCAUCAAGGUGAGUUGGGUGGCCCCGCCCGCCGACAGCCAGCACGGGGCCAUCGUGCAGUACACGGUGGCCUACCAGGCGGCCGGCGGGGAGGACGAGCAGAGGCACGAGGUGACGGGCAUCGGCGCCGACGCCUCCGGCUACGUGCUGGAGGGCCUGGAGAAGUGGACCGAGUACCUGGUGUGGGUGAGGGCGCACACGGACGUGGGGCCCGGCCCCGAGAGCCCCGCCGUCCGCAUCCGCACCAACGAGGACGUGCCUGGAGCGCCCCCUAGGAAAUUGGAGGUGGAGGCGAUGAACUCCACCGCCAUCCGCGUGACGUGGAAGCCGCCCCUCUCCGUGAAGCAGCACGGCCAGAUCCGGGGCUACCAGGUCAUCUUCUCCCGCCUGGAGAACGGGGAGCCCGUCGGCCAGCCCAACAUCAUGGACGUGGCCCUGCCCGAGGCCCAGUGGAAACUUGAGGAGUCGACUGACCAUGAGGCCAUCAUCACGGGGCUCCCCGCCGAGACCACGUACUCCGUCACCGUGGCGGCCUACACCACCAAGGGGGAUGGCGCCCGCAGCAAGGCCAAGGUCAUCACCACCACCGGCGCGGUCCCCGGCAAGCCCACCAUGAUGAUCAGCACCACCACGGAGAACACGGCGCUCAUCCAGUGGCAGCCGCCCAAGGACAUGGUGGGCGAGCUGGUGGGCUUCCAGCUGCAGUACCGGCGGGACGGGGAGGAGGCCUACACCGUCCGGGACCUGAAGAAGACCGACGACCACUUCACCGUCACGGGCCUGCACAGGGGCGCCGCCUACGUCUUCCGGCUGUGCGCCAAGAACCGGGCGGGCAACGGCGAGGAGCACGUGAAGGAGAUUGUGACGGCGGACGAGCCGCCGUCGGGCUUCCCGCAGAACCUGCGCGUGGUGGGCCUGACCACGUCCAGCACCAAGCUGGCCUGGGACCCGCCGCUGCUGGCCGAGCGCAACGGGCGCAUCCUGCGCUACCUGGUGGUGUACCGCGACAUCAACAGCCAGCAGAACAGCACCAACGCCACCGCCGACACGCACACGACCAUCCAGGGCCUGCGGCCCGACACCACCUACGACAUCCGCGUGCGCGCCUUCACCAGCAAGGGCGGAGGCCCCAUCAGCCCCAGCAUCCAGAGCAGGACCAUGUCCAUCUCCCCUGCGUUUGCCACCAGCUUCGGCGUGAAGGCCGUGAUGAAGACGUCCGUCCUGCUCACCUGGGAGGUGCCCGAGAACUACAAGUCCCAGGCGCCCUUCAAGAUCCUGUACAACCAGCAGAGCGUGGAGGUGGCGGGGAACCUGAAGAGGAAGCUGAUCACCAAGCUGCAGCCGGACACCGAGUACUCCUUCGUCCUGCAGAGCCGCGGCAACAGCGCGGGCGGCCUGCAGCAGCAGGUGUCCAUCCGCACCGCGCCCGACGUGCUCACCACCAAGCCCGUCCUGUACGGCCGCGAGCCGGGCGAGGGCGGCCGCCGCACCAUCAACCUGCCCAAAGUGCAGACCCAGGCCCCGGUCAGGUGGUACUACAUCGUGGUGGUGCCGGUCCCACAAGGCUUUUCCCGAAGGUGGGAGAACCCCGAUGAGAUGGAGCUGGAUGAGCUCCUGGAGGCCAGCGGCCACCCGGACCUGAGGCGGCGGAGGCGGCGCCAGGCGGACCCCCCGAAGCCGUACAUCGCCGCCAGGCUGGCCUCCCUGCCCGACACCUUCACCCUGGGCGACGAGAAGAAGUACAACGGCUUCUACAACAAGCCCCUGCCCAGCCAGCACGAGUACCUCUGCUUCGUCCUGGCCGCCCUGGACCAGGACCAGGACUCUGCCACCGGCGGCGAGAAGCAGAAGACGUUUGCGGCCAGCCCGUACUCGGACCCCAUCAUGGUGGAGGUGAGCAGCAGCACGGCCACGUCCAUCGAGGAGCCCGAGAUGCUGUGGGUGAUGGGGCCCGUGCUGGCCGUCAUCCUCAUCAUCAUCAUCGUCAUCGCCAUCCUGCUCUUCAAGAGGAAACGGGCCUCCCCCUCCCCCAAGGACGAGCACUCCGGCGGCGUGAAGGACUCCCUGCUGUCCAACUCCUCCGACCCCGUGGAGAUGAGGAGGCUCAACUACCAGACCCCAGGUCCCAGUGCCCCCAGUUGCCCGAACACUCCAAGCAUGAGGGAGCACCCGCCCAUCCCCGUCUGCAACCUGGCCGACCACAUCGAGCGCCUGAAGGCCAACGACGGCCUCCGCUUCUCGCAGGAGUACGAGUCCAUCGAUCCCGGCCAGCAGUUCACCUGGGAGAACUCCAACCUGGAGGUCAACAAGCCAAAGAACCGCUAUGCAAACGUCAUCGCCUACGACCACUCCCGGGUCAUCCUCACUUCCGUCGACGCCGUGCCAGGCAGCGACUACAUCAACGCCAACUACAUCGACGGCUACCGCAAGCAGAACGCCUACAUCGCCACGCAGGGCCCGCUGCCCGAGACCUUCAGCGACUUCUGGAGGAUGGUGUGGGAGCAGAGGGCCAACACCAUCGUGAUGAUGACCCGCCUGGAGGAGAAGUCCAGGGUUAAGUGUGACCAGUACUGGCCGGUCCGGGGCACAGAGACCUACGGCAUGAUUCAGGUCACCAUGCUGGACACAGUGGAGCUGGCCACCUACAGCGUCCGCACCUUCGCCCUCUACAAGAACGGCUCCAGCGAGAAGAGGGAGGUGAGGCAGUUCCAGUUCAUGGCCUGGCCCGACCACGGAGUGCCCGAGUACCCCACGCCCAUCCUGGCCUUCCUGCGCAGGGUCAAGGCCUGCAACCCCGCCGACGCCGGGCCCAUGGUGGUGCACUGCAGUGCUGGUGUGGGCCGGACAGGGUGUCUCAUAGUGAUCGAGGCCAUGCUGGAGCGCAUGAAGCACGAGAAGUCGGUGGACAUCUACGGUCACGUGACCUGCAUGCGCUCCCAGCGCAACUACAUGGUGCAGACGGAGGACCAGUACAUCUUCAUCCACGAGGCGCUGCUGGAGGCCGCCACCUGCGGCAACACCGAGGUCCCCGCCCGCAACCUGUACGCCCACAUCCAGAAGCUCACCCAGGUCCCGCCCGGGGAGACCGUCACCUCCAUGGAGCUGGAGUUCAAGAGACUGGCCAACUCCAAAGCACAUACCUCAAGAUUCAUCAGUGCCAACCUGCCCUGCAACAAGUUUAAGAACCGGCUGGUGAACAUCAUGCCCUUCGAGUCCACCCGCGUGUGCCUGCAGCCCAUCCGGGGCGUGGAGGGCUCCGACUACAUCAACGCCAGCUGCAUCGACGGAUACAGGCAGCAGAAGGCCUACCUGGCCACACAGGGCCCGCUGGCCGAGACCACGGAGGACUUCUGGAGGAUGCUGUGGGAGCACAACUCCACCAUCGUGGUGAUGCUGACCAAGCUGAGGGAGAUGGGCCGGGAAAAGUGCCAUCAAUACUGGCCCGCCGAGCGCUCAGCCCGCUACCAGUACUUUGUGGUGGACCCCAUGGCUGAGUACAACAUGCCCCAGUACAUCCUGAGGGAGUUCAAGGUCACUGACGCCAGGGACGGCCAGUCCCGGACCAUUCGUCAGUUCCAGUUCACCGACUGGCCCGAGCAGGGCGUGCCAAAAACCGGCGAGGGGUUCAUCGAUUUCAUUGGCCAAGUGCACAAAACCAAGGAGCAGUUUGGACAAGAUGGACCAAUCACUGUGCAUUGCAGUGCUGGCGUGGGCAGGACGGGAGUCUUCAUCACCCUGAGCAUCGUGCUGGAGAGGAUGAGGUACGAGGGCGUGGUGGAUCUCUUCCAGACCGUCAAGACGCUGCGCACCCAGCGGCCCGCCAUGGUGCAGACAGAGGACCAGUACCAGCUGUGCUACAGGGCAGCGCUGGAGUACCUGGGGAGCUUCGAUCACUAUGCAACGUAACCGGUCCUGGACCCGCCCGCCAAACCCGCCAGGGGUGCCAAGUGUUCCUUCUGAGCCAUGCCCGCCCAUCUGAUUGUGUACAGAGAGCUGCCAGAGAGGGGGAUGAUGGGAAGGCUGGCCCCGCCUUCAGUCGAGGCAGUCCGCCUGGACUGGCACACCCAGACCGCUUUUAACCCCCUGAGAAAGCCCCCCCCCCCUCGCUUUCAGCCACACCCCUCCUUCUCCUUCCUACACUGCACACAGCAUCCCUCAUUGGCUGCUGUGUGCCACUGGUAGCACUAAAAUAUUACUGGCAUUUUUUUUACCCAUAUCAUUAUUAUUAUUAUUUUAUUAUUAUUACCAUUAUUAAAAUAAUAUUAUUAUUAUUAUUAUUUAGAUUUUUUUAUAAUCAUUUAACUUUUUUUAGUCUUAACAGCCUGGAAAAUGGGUCUGUAAAUUUUCUAUAAUUGUAUUAUUUUUGUUAAUUUUUUUAUUUUAUUUUUUUGUAUGUUAUUUCUUGUUUAUAGCACAAGGGGCGUGUGUUUUUAACAUGUCUCUAGGUACUAAUACUGGAGAACCUGGGUUCUCUGAGCUGCUGUCCGGUAAUUUUUCACCAUGAUUUUGUUUUCUGCCAUUUUUUGUUUUUUUUUGUCAUGUGUCUAAUCAGUCCUGCCCAUCGGAAUGGGGGAUAACUCUUCUAGGCCUUUUCACUUCCUCUUUCUUCAUAAAAGGAAAUGAAUCUGAGAAAUUACAUGAUAAUAUAUGACAGAGUUAAGAGGUACUAUAUGAAACCAUUAGGUACGGGAAAAGUGAAUGAACUAAAGAGACGAAAUCAGCCGUGUACAGAUUUUAGCUUUGUUUCUCAGUAGCUGAUAACUAUGAUUUCAGAAGAAAACCUUCUCGCCCAAAGAGACUGAUCGCUGUUGGGCAAACUGUGGCAGAAGGAUCAGUUCCUUCUUGUUCCCCCGACACAGCCAAUGACAGCCAUCGUUCCCCAGACAACCAACCAACCAACCAACCAACCCCUAAUACCCUGCCUCCCCUCCCCCCACACAAACCACCCCCCGGGCUUUCCUGGUCACAAAGCAUCACGUUUGUUGCUGGGAGAAACCGCACUGGCCACAACCACAACUGAGAAAGGGCAUGACAAGGAGGCAGGGGCAACAGCUUCCACCUGACACCUGUACAGUAACCACCAUCUUCCAGGGAGCAAGAGAAUUCUUUUUUUCCCCUUGGACUGGCCUGCUAUUAUUUUUAUAAAUAUAUAAAUAUAUAUAUACACAUAUACACUUGUCGCCACUCCGCGACAGCGUCAAUUAUUGUUAAAUAACCCACAAAUAAUCCUGGAUUUUCUUGACAAACCAACCAUGGGGAUAAGAACAAGAAAAGACUUGUCAUUGAAUAUGUAUUAAUGGUACAAUGUUAUAACUACUGUAUUAUCAUUGCACCCACUGAGACCCCGGGAGGACGGUCUCCUGCGAUGGGGCGAGGCAGCACAAACCCGACGACGGAGGAUUUUUACGUCGAAUCGAAACGCGUCUCCUCGACGGCCAAAAAUAACACAGGGAGAGAGAGAGAGAGAGAGAGAGAGAGAGAGAGCGAGGAGGAUUUGGUCCGAGGGGCUGAAACGUCACUGAAGCGUUCAUUUUUACCUUGUGUAUGCAUAGUGCUGUUGGGGUUCAAUCUGUUGUAUACACAGUCUGUUUUCUAUUUGUUAAUAAUAAAAAAAGGAAAAAAAAGAUGUCAGAAAACCUCCUUGAUGUUAAUAAAGUUGAAUAAUUGGGUUUUGUA